ACAACUUGCUUCACUUCCUCCAUUCUCGUGACUGUGCAGUUCAGACUACAGAAUCAACGCGUUUUGGAUCAGUCUCCAUAUAUGAAACCUUAUACAUUGCUUUACAGUGCCAUUAAUUAGUGAAAAUGGCUUCCCAUCUGUCUACUUUCUGCAAAUUUCCAUUCCUUUUUUUGCUCUUUUCUCCAUCUCUUGCAAAUUUCUUGACCUCAACCUCAACCCCAACCGGCACGACAGAGUCAUUUUGCAACUCUACGCCAUACCCAUACUUCUGCAAAUCUUUCUUAUUACCCUUUAACAAGUCCGGCAAUAUCCAUGAUUAUAGCAGAAUCUCCAUUCGUCAAACUUUAUCACAUGGAAGAAAAUUUCUUUCUUUAGUCAAGUAUUUGCUUAAGCUUAACCCAACUUCUUUUUCAUCCACUACUGUUCUUGCUCUUCAAGAUUGCCAAUUUCUAGCUCAACUAAACGUAGAUUCUUUGUCAUACACAUUGGGGUUAAUUAAUUCUACGAACACACUUCCAAGCUUACAAGCAGUUGACUUGCAAACCCUGCUUAGCGCAACUUUGACUAACUUACAGACUUGUUUAGAUGGUGUUCAAGCCUCAAAAUCAGGAUCAACAAGCUUGUCCAGCUUGCUAGCUCCUAUUUCUAAUGGGACUAAGCAUUGUAGUGUCUCUCUUGCAUUUUUCACACACGGUUGGAUUAAUUCUGGUAAGAAGAAAGGAAGAAUUCUAUCAGAAAGAAAGCAUGUAUUUUCUGAUAUCAAGAAUGGUAUUAAAGAUGGUUUGCCUUUGAAGAUGUCAAAUAAAGAUCAAGAAAUUUACGAGUCUUUUAACAAAAGAAAGCUCCUUCAAACAACUGGGAUUACUAGUGUAAAGCUCCUUCAAACAACUGGGAUUACUAGUGUAUUGGUUAAUCAAAUGGUGGUCGUGAGCAAGAAAUUAGGAAUUGGGAACUUCACAAGUAUUAAUGAUGCAGUUUCUGCUGCACCAAAUAAUACUGCUAAUACUGGAAGUGGCUACUUUGUAAUUUAUGUAGUGAAAGGAGUUUACCAAGAAUAUGUUUCUAUUCCUUCAAACAAGCAAAAUAUAAUGAUAAUUGGAGAUGGCAUUGGCAAGACUGUCAUUACUGGUAAUCGCAGCGUAAUUGAUGGCUGGACUACUUUCAAUUCAGCAACAUUUGCUGUUGUUGGCCAAGGAUUUGUUGCUGUGAACAUAACAUUUCGCAACACAGCCGGAGCCAUUAAACAUCAAGCAGUAGCAGUUAGAAAUGGAGCAGACAUGUCUGCAUUUUAUAGAUGUAGUUUUGAAGGGUAUCAAGACACACUAUAUGCACAUUCUUUAAGGCAAUUCUAUAGAGAUUGUGAAAUAUAUGGCACCAUCGAUUACAUAUUUGGUAACGCUGCAGUUGUUUUUCAAAACUGCAAAAUUAGUUCAAGACUUCCAUUAAAUUUUCAGUAUAAUACUAUAACUGCACAAGGUAGAACUGAUCCUAAUCAAAACACAGGCAUUUCAAUACAAAACUGCAGUAUAAAAGCAGCUAAGGACUUGGCUACUAGUAAUGUUACUAUUAGAACAUACUUAGGCAGGCCAUGGAAGGAAUAUUCAAGAACUAUUUUUAUGGAAUCAUAUAUUGCUAGCUUAAUUGAUCCUACUGGAUGGGCUCCAUGGUCUGGAGAUUUUGCACUUUCUACACUUUAUUAUGCAGAAUUUAAUAAUUCUGGCGUAGGUUCAAAAACUGCGAAUAGAGUCACAUGGUCUGGCUAUCACUUGAUUAAUGCAACUGAAGCAGCUAACUUUACUGUGUCCAACUUUACUCAAGGAGAUGUGUGGUUGCCGGCGACCGGAAUAUCUUUCACUGGUGGUUUACUGUCAACGAUUUCAUGAUUAGUCUCGUUGCAAAUUUGGUUUAUUAUAAUUAUUUUUUUCAUUAUUGCUUGUAAUUUC
This is a messenger RNA of Jatropha curcas, 1943 nucleotides long. The record is from RefSeq and is a predicted model, not a curated record. Lineage: Eukaryota; Viridiplantae; Streptophyta; Magnoliopsida; Malpighiales; Euphorbiaceae.